AUGGAAGCAACGAAAGCUAGAGUAAACAUAAAUUACGGUAUAGAUGACGUGCCACCAUGGUAUUUGAGUAUAUUUAUGGCACUUCAGCAUUAUCUUACUAUGAUCGGAGCGAUAGUUUCAAUUCCAUUCAUCUUGACACCGGCAUUGUGCAUGGAGGAUGAAGAUCCGUCUAGAGGGUUCAUCAUAUCGACUAUGAUCUUCGUCACCGGUUUAGUGACGUACAUACAAGUAACCUGGGGAUGUCGACUACCGAUUGUUCAAGGAGGAACUAUAUCGUUUCUAGUGCCAACAUUAGCAAUUUUGAAUUUGCCACAAUGGAAAUGUCCCGACAAAGAAGUUAUUAGUGCGAUGGCACUAGAAGAGAAAACGGAGCUGUGGCAAUCAAGAAUGCGUGAACUAUCAGGAGCGAUUGCUGUCUCUGCUCUGUUCCAAGUUUUUAUAGGAUAUACCGGUUUAGUUGGUAAAUUUUUGAAGUUUAUAACACCUCUCACGAUUGUUCCCACAGUAUCACUAGUAGGUAUAACAUUAUUCUCACAUGCUAGUGAAACUGCUUCCAAGCACUGGGGAAUAGCCAUUGGAACAAUGUUUCUUAUGACUCUUUUUUCACAAAUAAUGACCAAUAUUGAGAUUCCUACUUUCAAAUAUCGUAAAGGUCAUGGAUUACAGGUAGGAUGGUUUCCUCUUUUCAAACUAUUUCCUGUACUUUUGACAAUUGUAAUUAUGUGGUCGCUUUGUGCCGUGCUGACAAUAACAAGUCUGCUCCCAACAGGUCAUCCGGCACGCACUGAUGUACGAAUUAAAGUGUUACAAGAUGCGGCUUGGUUUCGAGUUCCAUAUCCAUUUCAAUUUGGAAUGCCUACAGUAACAUUGGCAGGUGUGUUAGGAAUGUUAGCAGGAGUGUUAGCUUGUACAGUAGAAUCGAUUAGUUACUACCCUACUGUAUCACAAAUGUGUAAUGCACCUCCUCCUCCUUUACAUGCUAUAAAUCGUGGAAUAGCUACAGAAGGAUUAGGAACUGUUCUUGCUGGGCUAUGGGGCUCCGGCAAUGGUACAAAUACGUUUGGUGAAAAUGUUGGAGCGAUCGGCGUUACUAAAGUUGGCAGUCGACGAGUAAUACAAUGGGCAGCUCUUAUAAUGGUGUUACAAGGUGUAUUAAGUAAAUUUGGUGCUGUAUUUAUUAUGAUUCCUGAUCCUGUAGUAGGUGGACUAUUUUGUGUAAUGUUUGGAAUGAUUACCGCAUUUGGUCUCUCUGCGCUGCAGUACAUCGAUCUACGUUCAGCUCGAAAUCUUUAUAUUCUCGGAUUGUCAAUUUUUUUUCCUAUGGUGCUCUGCUUUUGGCUCAAAGAACAUCCUGAUUAUAUUAACACUGGAAAUGACACAGUUGAUUCUACUUUAUCAGUGCUUCUUAGUACCAGUAUACUUGUUGGAGGGUGCCUUGGUUGUAUGUUGGAUAAUCUGAUUCCAGGAACAGCUGAAGAGCGUGGUUUGAUUUCCUGGGCUAAAGAAAUGUCAUUAGAAAGCACGGCUGAUAAUACGAUUAUAAUUUCUACAUUUGAAUUUCCGUGUGGCAUGCAGACCUUAAAAAGUUGGCGAUGGACACGGCAUAUCCCAUUUUUACCGACUUAUCGAAUGAAAUUAUAGGAUUAAGAAACUAAAUGUGGUAGUUACGUUUUAG
This is a messenger RNA of Sabethes cyaneus, 1675 nucleotides long. RefSeq names its product solute carrier family 23 member 2. The record is from RefSeq and is a predicted model, not a curated record. Gene Ontology annotation, molecular function: transmembrane transporter activity. Gene Ontology annotation, biological process: transmembrane transport. Gene Ontology annotation, cellular component: membrane. The transcript has 3 exons. Bases 1 to 1641 code for a protein of 546 amino acids. Lineage: Eukaryota; Metazoa; Arthropoda; Insecta; Diptera; Culicidae.